GAGCGAGCGAGCGAGUCGAACCGCGGCGAGAGGUUCUUCUACUAGUGUUGUGGCGGCGAUCACGACCGCGACUUCGCCCGCCUGCAACCAAACUAAACCAAACCAAACGGCCCGCGGCCUCAGCGAUCGGACGGCCACGCGCCGCAAUUCGCUUCCGGUGCGGCGAAAAAAUCGGCGAUUUUUCCGGGGUGAAAAAAAUCGGCAACCACCGAUCAACCCCCCCUGUGUUCGAGGCUGACUGACGAUUCGAUCUAAGGGCUGGAUCGAUCGGCGAUCGGCAAACGAUUUGCCGAUUUUUCACCUACCGAUCGAAUCAGUGAUCGAAAAAUAUACGGUGUGUGGUGAUAUCGAGAUGAUUGGUCCGUCGAUGGAUUCGCCAGGCGAUCGGCUCGACUUUGACACGAGUCUGGGGAGAAACCAAACGGUUGUAAUGAUCGUGAGCGAAAUAAACCAUCCUCGGAACCAGUGAAACAACGCGUCCGUUAUAUUUGGGAUUGAGAAAACCGGGUAAUACAAACCGAAGCGAAAAUCAGUCUCAUAAAAAUGUGGAUUCUACUCAUCCUGCAAGCUGUUCUCGCGCAAGCUGCAGUUCGCAUCAACGAACCAGCUGUAAGAGGCAUUUAUACCCAUGGCGAAGCCAUUGACGACUUCGACGUCGCGACGCCGUACAAAGUGACCCCAAGUGGUGAACUCCUGUCUCACAACGUGACGCACCAUCACGACGAGGAUGGAGCUAAAGUUCACUACCGGAUGAUGGUUGCCGGGUCGGAGUAUCACCUCGACCUGAAACCUUCCCGCGGAUUCAUCUCCCCUGGGCUGACUGUCGAGCGCCGGAAGAGGGACGUCCACGUUAGACGGCCCCCGAGAAAUCAUGGAAGCAAGUGUCACUAUCGUGGCGUCAUUCGAGGACACGAGAAUUCUCACGUAGCAAUUUCCGCCUGCGACGGACUGACCGGCGUACUCCGCGGGGACCACGGGGAGUUCUGGAUGGAACCAGUCGCCGUUGGCUCCGGAGGUUGGGAGGCUUCGGCCCACGCGACGACGUCGACGGCGGCGUCGGGUCGCCCUCACCUCGUCUUUCGACGCUCAAAUCCCGCCCCCGCCUCCUCGGAGGUCGGCGCCAAAGCCGGUCAGAGGCGAAGGAAGAAAAGGAAGAAGAAACACGAAAAGAACUGCGGCACCCGCGAGCCAAGACGACUGACGGUAACACGAUUGGAAUGGCAAACGCAGCCUGGCCUGGUUCAAGUUCAGGGUCGAGGACGGCGAAAGCACCACCCCUCAAAGAAGUGGCAUCGUUUCAAGAGGUCCGUAAGCCGAGCGCGACACGUCGAAGCUUUGGUUGUCGCGGAUACCUCGAUGAUGGCCUUUCAUCAGGACGGAGAUGUCGAGACGUAUUUGCUGACGAUCAUGAACAUGGUUUCAUCCCUUUACCUCGACCCGACUAUCGGGAAUUUCAUUAACGUCGUGGUCGUUAGGAUUAUCCUGAUGGAAGAGGAUGAUGGCGAGCAAGGAUUAAACGUCACCGUCAACGCGGAUAAGACCCUCUACAACUUCUGUAAGUGGCAACAGAUGCUGAAUCCCGGCGAUGAUUCGCACCCUAACCACCAUGACGUCGCCAUCCUUGUGACCAGAGAAGACAUUUGUUCGAGGGCUAGCACUCCUUGCAGUACGUUAGGUGUUGCUCACGUUGCCGGUAUGUGUCAGCCAGACAGAAGCUGCAGUGUUAAUGAAGAUAACGGUAUCACCCUGGCACACACGAUCACUCACGAGUUGGGGCACAAUUUCGGAAUGUACCAUGACACAGAGAAGAUAGGUUGUAGCAGGAGGGACGGGAACACCUUACACGUGAUGACGCCAUCAUUUGAAGUGGACACAGUGGGUGUGGCUUGGUCGAGGUGUUCCAGGAGAGACAUCACCAACUUCUUAGAUCAAGGAAAAGGACAGUGUCUCGAAGACGAGCCAGCUGAUAACGACUACUCAUAUCCUGAGCUCCCUCCAGGUGCUAUGUAUAACGCAGAACAUCAAUGCAGACUCCAGUUUGGUGUGCGCGAAGCAGCUGUGUGUUCCCCUUUACAAGAGAUCUGCUCCAAGCUGUGGUGCGUUGUGGACGGAAUCUGUACAUCAAUGCUUCAUCCCGCAGCACCGGGGACAAACUGCGGAAGACACAUGUGGUGUCAAAAUCAGGAGUGCGUACCGAUCGUGAACAUGCCCAGUGCAAUUGAUGGUGGCUGGGGAGAAUGGGGUAAGUGGGAACCAUGUUCCAGAACAUGUGGAGCAGGUGUAUCAAUCAUGGAAAGAAAGUGCGAUCACCCGGAGCCAGCUCACGGCGGUAAAUUUUGCGUGGGUGAGAGGCGUCGAUACAAGAUUUGCAACACAGAACCUUGUCUCGAAGGAGCACCGAGCUUUAGAAGUGUCCAGUGUUCUGCUUACAAUGACAAGCCUUACAAAGGGAAAAAUUACACUUGGCUGCCAUACUUUGAUCAGAGUGAACCAUGUGAACUGUACUGUACUGAUACCGAUGAGAGCGUCAUCGUGCCUUGGGGUGAAUCUGCGCUAGAUGGAACUCCAUGUAAUGUAGGAACAAGAGAUAUGUGCAUUGCUGGUAUAUGCAAGAAGGUUGGAUGUGAUUGGGUCGUUGAAUCAGAUGCAACGGAGGAUCGCUGCGGGGUGUGUCAUGGUGACGGAACGCAGUGUAAGACAACCACAGGGCAGUACGACAAGAACGAAGGUCCCGGAUAUAACGAAGUGGUCGUCAUUCCGGCCGGAUCAAGGAACAUAAAUCUCGAGGAGAUUGGAAACAACAGGAACUACAUCGGCAUUGGUGUACCCAAGUCGGAAAAAUACUUUCUCAACGGGAAGCGGCAGAUCACCCUAGCUGGCGAAUACGAAGUUGCGGGGACUCCGGCUCUCUACGAACGGGACCGUGAGCGCGAGAAGGUGCGGAUUCCCGGACCAAUCAAAGAAGAUAUCGUUGUCUACUUAAUUUGCAGAGGUCAUUACCGCAACUUUGGCCUACGUUAUGAAUAUACGGUUCCAAAAGCCGAGCCGGACCGUGCCCCAGAAUAUUCCUGGGUAUUUUCGGACUGGUCGUUAUGUACGGUGACUUGUGGAGGCGGUUUUCAAAUUUCCAAAGCAUUCUGUCACGAAAGCAAGAGUGGUGUCGUUGAGGAGCACUUCUGCAAAGUUAGAAUCAAGCCUGAUCCGGUCACAAAGGAAUGCAACCAAAAACCAUGCCCUGCCAGAUGGUGGGUCGGGCCGUGGCAGAUGUGCACAGUGACAUGCGGAAUUGGAGUACGCAAAAGGUCGGUGAUGUGUGUGUCAUCUGGCGAGGGCGAAGAGAGUUCAGAUCUUGCGCUGCCCGAUGGCGAUUGUAACGGAGAGAUCCGUCCCGAGGAACACGAUGCAUGUCCGGCGCUCCCGACGUGUGAGGCGACCUCGGAGAUCCCGCUGAUAGUUUACGCGGGCAGCAAAGAGAACGCCUUCUACAACGUAACGUCGAACGAGAACUACGGUAUAACUGUGAUCAGCAGUCUAACUACUGAGAAACCGGAGAUCUUGGAGUUCGACAACGUCGUGGACGGAAACAAGGACAGCUCGAUGUACGACGCUAAGGCGAAGUGGACCGUCUCGGAGUGGAGCCUCUGUCAGUAUGGAAAACGUACACGGGAAGUGUCCUGUCCUGCUUCUGGAGGUUGCGACCCCUUAGCGAAGCCGGUUUCAGUGGAGGAUUGUCGGAUCGGGAAAUGGGUCACUGGAAAAUGGAAAUCCUGCAAUGCUACUUGCGCCUCCAAGACCGGCGUCAAAAGACGUAACGUUGAAUGUCGCGACAGAAUAACGAACUCGUUGGCCAAGGAUUGCAAUCCGGCGCGACGUCCACUGGGCAUUCGAAGGUGUAACAUGAGGAGACAGUGUGACUCACCAGUUCACAGUUGUAGAGACACUCUGGACUCAACGACAUGCGACAAGUACAGCCACAUGUGCAGCGUAUCCGUGCCACUCCGGGAGUCAUGCUGCGUAACUUGCUCCCAGGGGCGACGACACGUACGCCAUAAUCGACGUCAUUUGUCACGAGAGUAAUCCAGGAGAAGCUGGAACUGCUGCAGUCAGAUUCAGAGGUUGUGAGGUUCCCUCUUCGCCCGAAGAGACCAGUGACGAUGUGGAAGAGAACGUAGCUACCCAAUUCCGAGAUUAAACAAUCGAAUUCUGUCUUGUUCAUGUGACAAAGUGAAAGUGACUGAGUGCAUUUGAUUGGAGUAACUCGACGCGGUACUUAUUUGAUGAAACGACGUCGCUUCUAGAAGACGAAUUCAAAUCUCGAGUUGCUGGUAGUCUGGACAGUGUCAUUAGAGUACAAUUUCUCUUAUUUUUAAAAGUAACGUCUUAUCAAGCGACAUUUAAAGCGGCCGCGGUUAUUAUGUAGGGCAGAAUUAGUACGACAAAUACCUGCAGUCUUUGGCCAAGUGACAUACUAACUUUUUACAUUUAACGUUCUAGUUUUAGUUUGAUUCAAAGAUAUCGUUAACUUAAAUUCUGGCGAGUUAAAGGUGAACUUUUUAUCAGCUCUACUAUUAUGUGACUAAAAUGGAGAAAAGGCACCGAGUUUCGUAUUGGUUGCGGAAAAAUAGAAUGUCAAAUAAAGAGACACAAAACUCAUUUGCAAACACGUAAUGAUGAUAAAUUCCUGAUUAUUAUACUGAAAUGUUAAGUACUCAGCACUCAUCAUUUAUUGAGAGUUUGGGCUCAAAAAUUGUAAAUUUUGUUUUUCUAUUUCCUGUUCUGCUCAGACAUAGUCAUUUCCGGUACCAAUAAUCAGUAUAAUAGAUUUUUUUUAUGGAGGAAACAUAAUUUCUACGAAUAAAAUCUAUUUCUUAGCUUGAACAAAUCAAGGAAAUAGUAGUAUGGGUGAUUGAUAAUCGACAUUUGAAUAUAAUCUCAUUGCCAAGUAUCUAUCGACAAUCUGAGAAUAAAUAAUUAAUUAAAAUAAUUCAUUGCUAAUACACUUAUCCAUGGUUUAUUUGGAUUUACAAUUUUCACGUCACUGUGCGUGAAUUUCAGUGUUGAUACCUACUAAUUUUGAUUUAUACGUAAUUACUGAUAGUCUAAGUUACAAGUGAAUUAAUUAUAUUGGUUUCUAUCAUCCCGAGAAAAAAGCAUUUCAUUUAAAUCAAAUGAGUCAUUAUCAAAGGCUGGUUACUAAUGUUAUGUCGAUUAAAUAUCAUUUUUAGUUUCGAAGAGCAUCUACUAAUGCAUUUUCUAACCGAUAUGAAUGCAAUGUAUUAUAGUAUAAACAGGUACAUACGGAAUUGUAUGCCACGUCUUUCAAUAUCAGUCAAUUUUUUUUCCGCCGUCGGUAAUAAGACUCGGUUGGCUUUACCGGCUGGUUAUUAAGUGUCGGUAGCUAUAAACGGUGUACUUUUUCGAUAAUCUGGUCAGCUAUAGGUAAGAUAUCCGCUUCAGCGCAAGGUUACCAGUCAUCGGUAAAGAAGAAACCAUACGCAAUGUUUAUUUAAUCAUUCGGGCAUAAGUCUGUUUCUGCUACGAACUAGCAUUUAUCGAUGGAGUCACCUCAAGGUAUGCCUCGAAGUAAGAUCGUACACUCAUGAAACGAAAGAAUCGGCGUAUCAAACCGCGGAAACAGCCCAAAUCGUAGUCGAAAAAAUUUUAAUUGCACUGAGCACGUCGUUACAUUCCCGCUCUCGAAUGGUAUGAAGGGUUCAUACAACAAUCUGAAAACCUUCAUCUGAACGUAUCCUGGAGCUUAUGCUAAAAUGGUUUGUUAUAAUUCGUUGGUUCGUACUUUUUCUUCCAUGCGUUACGAACUUUGGUUCAGAAUAAUGGUCACUAACGAGCAUUGCAUGAGAUAACAUCUCCUCAAACAGCUCAACAGUGUGAAUUACCACCGACUAGUAAGAAGAUUAUUAAUUUUACGUUAUAAGAGAAACUAAAGCCUACAACCAGGAGUUUGGCUUUUUAGCUGAUUGGAACCUAUAUGUCAAUAAAUUUCAUGAUUCGCAGUUUUUGGACACAUUCUCAUUCCACAAAGUUUUGGUUUACAUUGAGAUUUUUCAUUCAUCAGAAUUUCUGGAAAUGAAUAUUGGUUGUCGGAAUAAGUAGAAAAUUAUUAAAUCUAAGAUUCAUUUGCAGGUCAAAGUCACCACUGGCCAAUGACUAGCAACUGCCAAACUGGAGGGUUUCGAAUUCAGCCAAAAUAUUUCAUGCUUCAAAAGUUCAAAUCCAAUGAAUUGUAACGAAUUGAUCGUCAUAUACAUUUGCAAUUAUUUAUUUUUUUUUUUUAACUGUAGUCAGUACGCGUUGUAUUAUCAGUUUCAUUGAUGAACCUUUACAAGCUAAUUUAAUAGCGAAUAUUUUGUUAGUUCAUUAUUCAAUGACCAGAAUAUUAUACCUUCUUCACUGAGAUGCGUGAAUUCCAAUUACUAAUCGUAACGCCACCAACCUUCUUACGCUCGCUAACCUAUUCUUAGUUUAAUCUGAUGAAUAUCUGCUGACUUUAAACAGACAUUUAUUCACCGAACCAUUUUUCACCCAAAAAAUUGUAAUCUCACAAAC
Molecule: messenger RNA, 6567 nt
Organism: Neodiprion fabricii
Lineage: Eukaryota; Metazoa; Arthropoda; Insecta; Hymenoptera; Diprionidae
Gene: AdamTS-B
Product: A disintegrin and metalloproteinase with thrombospondin motifs 7
Exons: 17
Coding region: 544-4077 (1177 amino acids)
Biological process (GO): proteolysis; extracellular matrix organization
Cellular component (GO): extracellular matrix
Molecular function (GO): metalloendopeptidase activity
Source: RefSeq, a predicted model, not a curated record